Syzygium oleosum is the source of this 1727-nucleotide messenger RNA. Its product is annotated as RING-H2 finger protein ATL11-like. The transcript has a single exon. Lineage: Eukaryota; Viridiplantae; Streptophyta; Magnoliopsida; Myrtales; Myrtaceae. The record is from RefSeq and is a predicted model, not a curated record. The coding region runs from base 82 to 1392 and encodes 436 amino acids.
UAUAAUGAAUGCACGGCGUCGCCAUGUCGGCCUUCUCCCCCUCUUGCUUUUCCUCUCGAAGCGACCGAGAAAUCACCGGGCAUGAGCAACCCUUUACUCGACAUCACUCUGAAUCACGGACCUUGGGUUUGUACAGGAUCCGACCAUGGCCUCCGUCGCGGGGUCAAGCUUCUCCUCCUCUUGCUCCUGUCGGUCCCCGCCGCUUCCCAGAACGGCACCGCGGCGGCCGGAGCUCCCCCGCUGCCAGACCCGUUCCAGUACGGCAAGAAGUUCAACCCCUCGAUGGCCAUAAUCAUGGUGGUCCUGGUCAGCGCCUUCUUCCUCAUGGGCUUCUUCUCCGUCUACGUCCGCCAGUGCGCCGACCGGCGCCUCCGCGGCGACGAGGGCGGGGACCCCCCCGGGCACUACGCCUUCGGGCGGCGGUCGCUGCGGGGGAUGCGCGGGCUCGACGCCUCGGUCAUCGACGCCUUCCCCACGUUCCUGUACUCGUCGGUGAAGGGGCUCAAGAUCGGGAAAGGGUCGUUGGAGUGCGCGGUAUGCCUGAACGAGUUCGAGGACGAGGAGACGCUCCGCCUGAUCCCCAAGUGCAGCCACGCGUUCCACCCCGACUGCAUCGACUCGUGGCUCUCGUCGCACACCACCUGCCCCGUCUGCCGGGCCGACCUCGUGCCCAAGCCCGGCGAGACCCUCCUUCCGACCGUGCAGCUGCCCGACCAGGACCCGGCACCCGACGCCAGCUGUCCCCAGGAUCAUGUCAGCGUCCAUGUCCGUCCCCACCACGACGAUGAGCCGGGAGCGACGGGUGAAGGAGCCAAGCCAUCGCCCAGGCGGGACGCGGACUUUACGGCCAAAGAGGGCGUGCCGCGUCGGUCGAGAUCCACCGGGAUGCGUCUCGCGAGGAUGAUGUUCCUUUUCCCGCGGUCGCACUCCACGGGCCACUCGCUGUCGCUGGUCCAGCCGGGCGACGACUGCGAGCGUUUCACGCUGAGGCUGCCCGAGGACGUGCGGAGCCGGAUCAUCAACGACGCGCGGCUGGACCGGGCGAGGAGCUGCGUGGCGUUCCCGCGGGCCAGCAGCUCGAGGACCGGUUACCUGAGCGGGAGCGGCCGGCCCGGCGGGAGGGAUCCUUCGAUGUACGAUCGGUUCGACCGGGAGAACCGGUCCGGCAAGUGGGCGUUCUCCAUGACUCCACCGUUCAUCUCCAGGACCGGUUCGGUGAGGGCGGCGGCGAGGCAAGCCGGCGGUGGCGGGGUCGAGGUGGGCCCGAGCCCGCCGAGGAGCUCUUCGAAGUCGGACAAGUCGCCGCCGUUCGAUCGGUGGUUCGUGGGGAGAGACGUGGAGGCGGGGGAGCGGUCGACCGAUUGGCUUCGGCGGCCGACCAGUCAAACUUAGACGGUAGACUUUGACCCGGGGAGGUUUGAUUUUUGUGUACAUGGUUUUUUUUCUUCUUUUUUUUCAAUUUUCUUUUUUCCCUCUUUGUGGCGUUUGUCACGUUAAUUAAAUUUUGUUUGGGUUGGGGGAAAAGCAAUUGGCUCUUUUGUACAAUAGAAAGUCAUCGAAGGUUGGUUUGCGAUUGGGAUAAGGCGAGAGAAAAGCCAAUGGAUUGUCUGAAAUUUUUGAUUGCUCGUCGCCUAGCUGGGCCUCGCAUGGAUCGUCACGAAUUAGACCUUGCUAUUUUAUCAUUUUGUCCAACAAAAACAAAUGAAAUGUCAAAUUUGGUUGAUCAA